Candidula unifasciata is the source of this 318-nucleotide messenger RNA. NCBI's taxonomy places the organism in Eukaryota, Metazoa, Mollusca, Gastropoda, Stylommatophora, Geomitridae. The record is from the annotation of a GenBank genome assembly.
AUGGAGGAAGACUGGGAGAAGCUGCUCAAACUGAUCACCUUCUACACCCGGGAUGAGAACUACCUCAGCAGGGUGAGUCACACCUGUCAACUUACAACAUUGCCACACCCGUCCCAGCAACGACAUGUGUCCCAUUGCUGUACUUGUUCAGUUCAGGAGGAGUGUAAUAUCCUUCUAUUUGCUCAUGGUCUUGACCGUGAAGAUGUCCCGGGUCUAGCGGAGCUCUUCACACGGCAUAUGCCAGGUAAAGUUUCUGGAAGUGCUGCCAGGAGAGUUCAAGAAGAGCUGUUUCAUGCAAACCAUGGACUGGUGCCUUAA